Molecule: messenger RNA, 3708 nt
Organism: Impatiens glandulifera
Lineage: Eukaryota; Viridiplantae; Streptophyta; Magnoliopsida; Ericales; Balsaminaceae
Product: serine/threonine-protein kinase BRI1-like 2
Exons: 1
Coding region: 150-3560 (1136 amino acids)
Biological process (GO): protein phosphorylation
Molecular function (GO): protein kinase activity; ATP binding; protein binding
Source: RefSeq, a predicted model, not a curated record
UCUUUAUCUUUCUCUUUCUCUCUCACACACACAAAAACACACCUUUGCUCCAAAGCAAAUUCUCAUCAUUCCCUCCACAACCCUUCUUCUCUCUCUCUCUAAAUAAAUCUAUAUCUCCCUUGUAUCAUUCAUUCACUUUCUCUUCUCAAAUGGUUUCUCCAAUGGAAACCAACCCUCCUUCAUCUUCUUCUUCACAUUUCAUACUAACCACCAUAGUAAUAACACUCUUCUUUCUUCCCUUCUCCCAAUCAGACCAAUCAUCCAUUGAAACCGAUGCCGCAGCUUUAAUCUUGUUCAAGAACAUGAUCACAAAAGACUCAAAUGGAAUCCUCUCCAAUUGGCAAUUGGGUAAAAAAAAUCCCUGCACUUGGCAUGGUGUUACCUGUUCUCUUUCUCGAAUCACCCAACUCGAUCUCAGCCUUGGAAAUCUAAUCGGAACUAUCUCAUUCUCCCCCUUUUCAUCUCUCGAUAACCUUUCAAUUCUAAACCUCUCUGCCAAUUCCUUCACUGCUAACGCCUCCUCUCUUCUUCAACUUCCGCCGCAGUUGAAUCAACUCGAGCUUUCUUCCUCCGGGAUUUCUGGCACAAUCCCUGAAACCCUUUUUACUAAACUUCCUAAUCUUGUCUACAUUAAUCUUUCAAAUAAUAACUUAACCGGUUCCAUCCCAGAUAAACUUCUUUCUUCUAACUCGGAUAAACUCCAGGUUCUUGAUCUCUCCUGGAACAAUUUAACCGGGACUAUCUCGGGUAUGGAGAUUCGGUCCUGUGGUUCCUUGUCGCAGAUUGAUCUUUCAAGGAAUGAAAUCAAUGGUUCGAUCCCUUAUUCGAUUUCGAAUUGUACCAAUUUGAAGAUCUUAACUUUUUCGUAUAAUCGUUUAAGCGGGGAAAUACCAGAAACACUCGGCGGGUUAAACAGUUUGCAAAGAUUGGAUCUUUCACAUAAUCGUCUCACCGGAUGGAUACCUUUUGAGCUUGGGUAUGCUUGUGAUUCGUUGUUGGAGGUGAGAAUCUCGGAUAAUAACAUCACGGGUCCAAUACCUAAAUCGUUCUCUGAUUGUUCUUGGCUACAAGUGCUUGAUUUGGCUAACAAUAAUCUCACUGGUCCUUUUCUUGAUUCCAUGGUUAAGAAUCUUGGAUCGUUGGAAGAGCUGAUCUUGAGUAAUAAUCGGAUUGUUGGAACGUUUCCGAAUUCGAUUUCUUCGUGUGGGAAAUUGAGGAUUGUUGAUCUUAGUUCGAAUCAGUUCUCGGGUAUCAUCCCGCCUGAUAUGUGUCCUGGAGCAGCUUCCUUAGAGGAGCUUCGACUGCCUGAUAAUCUAAUCUCGGGUCCAAUCCCAGCUCAAUUAGGACUGUGUUCGCAGCUCAGGGCGGUUGAUUUCAGUUUGAAUUAUCUAAACGGAUCGAUACCACCGGAGAUUGGGAAUCUCGAAAAUCUAGUCCAGUUUAUAGCAUGGUUCAAUAGUCUUGAAGGGAAGAUCCCGCCUGAGCUAGGGAAAUGUAAGAAUUUGAAAGAUUUAAUCCUGAACAAUAAUCGCUUAACCGGAGAGAUUCCAAUUGAGUUAUCCGGUUGUAGCAACAUGGAAUGGGUUUCUUUAACAAGCAAUUUAUUCACCGGAGAAAUCCCCGGGCAGCUCGGACAACUCGGCAAGCUGGCGGUCCUACAGCUUGCAAACAACAAUCUCACAGGCCGAAUUCCGAACGAGCUGGCAAAUAGCAGCAGUCUAGUUUGGCUUGACCUUAAUAGUAACCAGCUGACAGGUGAAAUUCCUCCUAAACUCGGUCGACAGAUCGGGGCCAAAGCACUUUCAGGUAUACUCGCAGGAAACACGCUUGUUUUUGUUCGAAACGUGGGAAAUUCAUGCAGGGGAGUCGGCGGUUUGCUGGAAUUCGCAGGAAUUAGGCCGGAGAGGCUUCUUCAGGUGCCUUCAUUGAGAACUUGCGAUUUCACUAGAUUAUAUUCAGGGGCAAUACUGAGCUUGUUUACUCAGUAUCAGACGCUUGAAUAUCUCGAUCUUUCUUAUAACCAGCUUAGUGGGAACAUACCAGACGAAUUCGGAGGAAUGGUGGCUUUACAGGUUCUUGUUAUCGCUCAUAACCAAUUAUCAGGCGAGAUUCCAGCGAGUUUGGGACAGCUGAAGAACUUGGGAAUGUUUGAUGCUUCUUAUAAUAGAUUACAAGGGCGAAUUCCGGAUUCAUUCUCAAAUCUGUCGUUUUUAGUUCAGAUUGAUCUUUCUAACAAUGAAUUGACAGGACAAAUACCAAGUAGAGGCCAGCUUAGUACACUUCCAGCGACCCAAUACGCAAAUAAUCCAGGUUUAUGCGGAGUUCCUUUACAGGAAUGUGAAACAAACCCCACUACUAUUCAGAGUUCUGGAUCAGAUAACCGGAAAAGUAACAGGCGAUCUCAGUCUUCUUCAUGGACUAACAGCGUUGUUCUCGGCGUUCUAAUCUCAGUUGCUUCCAUCAGUAUUCUAAUCGUUUGGGCGAUCGCAAUGCGCGCUAGAAAACGAGAAGCUGAAGAAGUCAAGAUUCUCAACAGUCUUCAAGCUUCCCACGCAGCAACUACAUGGAAAAUUGACAAAGAAAGAGAACCCUUGAGUAUAAACGUAGCAACAUUUCAAAGACAGCUCAGGAAAUUAAAGUUUUCUCAACUAAUCGAAGCCACAAAUGGAUUCUCAGCCGCGAGUUUAAUCGGCAGCGGCGGAUUUGGUGAAGUAUUCAAAGCGACAUUGAAAGACGGUUCAUCAGUCGCGAUUAAGAAACUCAUACGAUUAAGUUGUCAAGGGGAUAGAGAAUUCAUGGCGGAAAUGGAAACCCUAGGUAAAAUUAAACACAGAAACCUAGUUCCGUUACUAGGGUAUUGCAAAAUCGGAGAAGAAAGACUACUUGUUUACGAAUACAUGGAAUACGGUAGUUUAGAGGAAAUGCUUCACGGUAAAGGAAAACGAAUACUUACAUGGGAAGAACGGAAGAAGAUCGGACGUGGUGCAGCGAAAGGACUCUGCUUUUUACAUCAUAAUUGCAUUCCUCAUAUAAUCCAUCGUGAUAUGAAAUCGAGUAAUGUGUUAUUAGACGAGGAAAUGGAAGCUAGGGUUUCGGAUUUCGGGAUGGCGAGAUUGAUUAGUGCGUUGGAUACUCAUUUGAGUGUGAGUACAUUAGCGGGGACGCCGGGGUAUGUUCCGCCGGAGUAUUAUCAGAGUUUUCGAUGUACGGCGAAAGGAGAUGUGUAUUCGUUGGGAGUGGUAUUGUUGGAGUUAUUGACGGGGAAGAGACCGACGGAUAAGGAGGAUUUUGGAGAUACGAAUUUGGUUGGAUGGGUGAAGAUUAAGGUUAGGGAAGGGAAAGGAAUGGAGGUUAUUGAUCAGGAUUUGCUUUUGGUGAAGAAAGGAACGGAUGAAUUGGAGGCGGAAGAAGUGAAAGAGAUGGUGAGGUAUUUGGAAAUUAGUCUUCAAUGUGUGGAGGAUUUUCCGUCGAAAAGACCUAAUAUGUUGCAGGUUGUGGCGAUGUUGAGAGAACUUGUUGGAGCUGGUGGUGGCCAUGGAAAUGCUGUAAAUAGUGCUUGAGUAUGAACAAGAGAUAGAAAACCUUCUUCUUUUGUGUUCUUUGUCUUCUUCAUUUUCAUGUUAAUUUAGAGGAUAGAAUUUGUAACUUAAUUUUUGUUUUGUUUUUGUAAUUCUUUUGAAAAAGAAGAAGGUAUUUUCUGAUUUGUAU